AUGGCGAGCGUUGCCGGAGUUGGCCUGUCGUGGAGAUCGAACCUCUCCGUCUGUCCAUCGUCGAAGCCCUCUCCCUCUCAGGCGAACUGCCGCGUUUCCUCCGUGGUGAAGAUGUCCGUCUCGGUCGAGAAGUCCUUCACACUGCAGAAGUCCGAAGAGAUUUUCAACGCCGCCAAGGUAUUACCUCCCUCUCCUUCCUCCUCGGAUUUCUUCUUUUUCCCAUUCCGACGGAGACCGCCUCGUGGGAUGGCUCGUACGCUUCGGAGCUUCGGCCCUGAAGAAGCAGUUCCUCCGGCUAAUCUUCUGCGCGCUGGCCUUCAAUGCCUGGCCUCAGCCACCUUCCUACCUCGCCGGAUUGCAGACAAAUACGAGAUGCACUGUUUUCUCGCUUCCAAGGAACGCAUCGCUCAUGGGUUCUUUACGGACUCAGUCCGUUGCUUAUCUCUCCGGAAUCAAAAGUCAUCGACAUCAGAAUCUUGAUUUCAUAUUAGCAUCUACAUAGAUGGAGUGCGAGUUUGGGGGAAAGAAGGUGGGGUUUCCUCGUUCACGCACCAAAGAACGCCAUCUUCGUCCUCAGCUUGCUUUGAAUUGCUGUGUAUUUUUUCAUGCGACUCCCGUGCUGUGCUGCUACUGUGGUUCUAGGAAUUGAUGCCUGGAGGUGUAAACUCGCCCGUCCGUGCCUUCAGAUCGGUGGGCGGGCAGCCUAUCGUGUUCGAUUCCGUCAAGGGCUCCAGAAUGUGGGAUGUCGAUAGCAACGAAUACAUCGAUUACGUUGGUUCCUGGGGCCCCGCGAUCAUCGGCCACGCUGAUGACAAGGUACCUACCCGCUUCGCUCCCUCCGUCAAACCUCUCUGGCUCGAAACUAGAGAGAUUUUAAUAGGUGGGCAUCCAAGUUUCUCUGUGUUCUGCCCAUGAAUGGGCAGCGGAAGGAAGACUGACAGCCUUGAGUCCUGAAUCUCGAUGCGCUCUCAGGUGAACUCGGAGUUGAUUGAGACUCUGAAGAAGGGGACGAGCUUCGGGGCGCCGUGCCUGCUGGAGAACGUCCUGGCGGAGAUGGUGAUCGAGGCAGUGCCGAGCAUCGAGAUGGUCCGAUUCGUGAACUCAGGCACCGAAGCCUGCAUGGGAGCGAUCCGCCUUGCCCGGGCCUUCACCGGCAGGCAGAAGAUCAUCAAAUUCGAGGGCUGCUACCACGGCCACGCGGAUUCCUUCCUCGUCAAAGCCGGCAGCGGGGUCGCCACCCUCGGCCUCCCCGACUCCCCCGGCGUGCCCAAGGCUGCCACCUCGGAGACGCUCACCUCCCCCUUCAACGACCUCGAGACGGUGAAGAGCCUCUUCGAAGCGCACCAGGGGGAGAUCGCCGCCGUGAUUCUGGAGGCGGUGGUGGGGAACGCCGGCUUCAUCACACCCAAACCCGACUUCCUGAGCCCCCUCCGGGAGAUCACACGGGAGCAUGGUUCUCUCCUCAUCUUCGACGAGGUGAUGACCGGAUUCCGCCUGGCCUACGGCGGCGCGCAAGAGUACUUCGCCGUGAAACCGGACCUGACGACGCUGGGGAAGAUCAUCGGCGGAGGCCUUCCCGUCGGCGCCUACGGCGGCAGGAGAGACAUCAUGGAGAUGGUGGCUCCGGCGGGACCCAUGUACCAAGCCGGCACCCUGAGCGGGAACCCCUUGGCCAUGACCGCGGGGAUUCACACUCUGCGCCGCCUGAAGAGCUCGGGGUGCUACGAGUACCUGGACAAGAUAACCGGCGACCUCGUCAACGGGCUUUUGGAAGCCGGCAGAGAUGCGGGCCACGAGAUCUCCGGCGGGUUCAUCCGCGGAAUGUUCGGUUUCUUCUUCACCGAGGGGCCCGUCUACAACUUCGAGGACGCGAAGAAGAGCGACACGGCCAAGUUCGGACGGUUCUACAGGGGAAUGCUGGAAGAAGGAGUCUACUUCGCCCCGUCGCAGUUCGAGGCCGGCUUCACCAGCUUGGCGCACACCGCCCAGGACAUCGAGCAAACGGUAGAGGCCGCCAAGAGGGUCUUCCGGCGCCUCUAG
Messenger RNA from Spirodela intermedia, 2040 nucleotides. Lineage: Eukaryota; Viridiplantae; Streptophyta; Magnoliopsida; Alismatales; Araceae. The record is from the annotation of a GenBank genome assembly.